AUGAAAGAAGAUGCUAGCCUAUAUGGAAUUGACGCCAGAGAGCUAAGUCUGGUCCCUGAUUUAGUGUUGCCGCCGAAGUUCAAAGUUCCAGAUUUCGAGAAAUUUGAUGGCACCAGUUGUCCUUCUGCACACGUUACCAUGUUUUGCAGAAAAAUGACAGGCUAUGUGGGAAACGAUCAGUUAUUAAUUCAUUGUUUUCAAGAAAGCCUGGCAGGAUCAGCAAUUCGUUGGUACAAUCAGCUAAGUCGGGCUAAUAUUAAAUCCUGGAAGGAUUUAGCUAAGGCUUUUCUAGAGCAAUAUAAGCAUAUAAAAGAUGUGAGGCCAAACCGAAUUCUGUUACAGAGUAUGGAAAAAAGAUCCAACGAGAGCUUCAGGCAGUAUGCCCAAAGGUGGAGAGAUGUGGCUGUGCAAGUUCAUCCACCAUUAGAGGAGGAAGAAACUAAUAUGUUCUUUGUAAAUACUCUGAGGGCCCCUUUCUUUGGACAUCUUAUUGGAAAUUCGUCCAAGAAUUUUGCUGAUAUAGUUAAUGCAGGAGAAAUGAUUGAGAUGGCGAUCAAAAGCGGGAAACUAGACGGGGAGAAUCUAGCCGAAAGCCUCCAGCAAGAAGGAAGGAUAAUGAGCGAGCAGCCCAAUGUGGCUCAGAACCCACUGCCGAACCAUGCAGGGACAGGGGUUAAUGCUGUUAUUGAAGAAAAAGGGAACGAAAUCAUUACCAAAGUCAAAGAAGUGAAGUCACCCAUGCAUUGGGUAUGGGGGCAAAUGGUCAAAAUAGGCUGGUUGACCUUUAAUGCUAACGAAAAUAAGCAUGCUUGCCCCUACCACCGUUGCGAGGAUCAUGUCAUUCAAAGUUGUGAUGAGUUUAAGGCUUUGGUUCAAAGGCUGAUGGAUAGUAAAGAUAUGGAAUUUUACCAUAAAGCUAAGAAAGAGAAAGAGAUUGAGAUUUGCGCUUCCGAAGACACAUCUAAGGGAGACAACAAGCAGGUCCCUUGGAGGUAUGGAUGCCAAUUAAAGAAUGUUGAGAGUUCAGAGGCUGCUAAGGAAGAAGUGGACGAGGUAGGCCAUUUCACCAGAAGUGGGAGAUGUUAUUCUCCCAACCAUACCAGUGAACCCGAGAAAAGAACGAUCGUUGAUAAAGGAAAAAGGGUUGAGAUAUUAUUGAAAAAUGAUGAGCCAACAAUUAAUGAGCAUGUAACCGAGAAUGAUGCUGUAGAGUUUUUAAAAUUCUUGAAACAUAGCGAAUAUAGCAUUGUUGAACAAUUACACAAAUUGCCAGCUCGUAUCUCAAUCCUAGCUUUACUAUUAAGCUCUGAGGCACAUCGAAACGCCUUGUUGAAAAUCUUGAAUCAGACCUUCGUACCGAAAGAUGUACCAGUGGAAAAAAUAGACCGACUGGUUGCAAAUAUUCAGGCGGAUAACUUCAUCUCUUUCUCUGAUGAUGAGAUCCCGUCCGGAAUGAUGGGCAAUCCCAAAGCCCUGCACAUUACCAUCCAAUGCAAGGGACAUGUGUUAUCGCGAGUACUAAUUGACAACGGCUCUGCCCUGAAUGUGAUGCCAUUAGUAACCUUGAAGAAAUUACCAGUCGAUAGUACACACAUGAGAAAUUGCCAAAGCAUCGUUCGAGCUUUCGACGGAACAAAGAAGGAGGUGCUAGGGAAGAUUGAUAUUCCUUUAACCAUAGGCCCAUCAACAUACGAGGUUGAAUUCCUUGUAAUGGAUAUAAUGCCCUCCUAUAACUGCUUGUUAGGAAGGCCAUGGAUCCACCAGGCAGGAGUCGUUCCAUCUACUCUGCAUCAGAAACUCAAAUUUGUAAUUGAGGGGAGAUUGGUAUGCCUUAAUGCCGAGGAAGAUAUCAUUGCUUCCAUAUCUACUACCGCUCCAUAUGUUGAAGUAGAUGAAGAUGUAGUCGAGUGCUCUUUCAGAGCCCUGGAAUUUAUUAAUGCCACAUUUGUUGCUGAAAGAAAGAAAAUUCCAAAGCCUAGGCUAUCAAAUUAUACCAAAAUGGGACUGAAAAUGACCCUGGGAAGAGGAGCCAAGGUUGGAAGAGGGCUAGGGAGUCGCUUACAGGGGAAUAUUAGUCCAAUUUUUCCCGGUUUUAAGCUAGAUCGUUUUGGUCUAGGAUAUCACCCGACCUUAAAGGAAAAAUUGAAAAAUGUUCAAAAGAGCCAGGAAAAGAGAGCCAGGACCUCCGGUAUCAAUAGUAUAAAUGCUGAUGACUUUGACCCGAAGAUAGAUUUCGAGCUGCCCAUAUGUCAAGGGGAAGUUGAAGGUUAUGAUAGUGAUGAGGGAAGUGACUUACCUUCUGAACUACUAAAAAUGGUAGAGAGAGAAGAUAAACAAAUUCUGCCUCAUGAAGAGCCCAUUGAGAUCUUGAAUCUGGGAUCAGAGGAAGAUAAAAAGGAGAUAAAAAUUGGCACCAUCAUAUCUACUGAGGGACGAAAAAGUCUGAUUAUGCUGCUCCAAGACUACAAAGAUGUGUUUGCUUGGUCGUAUGAGGACAUGCCAGGUUUAGACACUGAGUUAGUGGUACAUAAAUUGCCAAUAAAGCCUGAAUGUAAACCGGUACAACAAAAGCUCAGAAGGAUGCGACCUGAAAUGUUGCUUAAAAUUAAAGAAGAAGUAAAGAAGCAAUUCGAUGCUGGGUUCCUAAAAGUAGCCAAGUAUCCGGAAUGGGUAGCGAAUGUUGUUCCAGUACCAAAAAAAGAUGGAAAAGUUCGUAUGUGUGUCGACUACAGAGAUCUUAAUCGAGCCAGUCCGAAAGAUAAUUUCCCUUUGCCACACAUAGACACCCUGGUGGAUAAUACGGCUGGAAAUUUUCUAUUUUCAUUUAUGGAUGGGUUUUCAGGUUACAAUCAAAUAAAGAUGCAUCCAGAUGAUAUGGAAAAGACUACAUUUAUCACCAUGUGGGGCACGUUCUGUUACAAGGUGAUGCCGUUUGGGCUGAAGAAUGCAGGGGCAACCUAUCAAAGGGCCAUGGUAACACUAUUCCAUGACAUGAUGCAUAAGGAAAUAGAGGUCUACGUUGAUGAUAUGAUUGUUAAAGCUAAAACGGAGGAAGAACACAUCGAGAAUCUGAGGAAACUCUUCCAAAGAUUAAGGAAAUGCCAGUUAAAACUCAAUCCAAGCAAGUGUACCUUCGGGGUAACAUCGGGAAAACUCUUGGGGUUUGUAGUAAGCAAAAAAGGGAUUGAAGUGGAUCCUGACAAGGUUAAAGCUAUUCAGAAUUUACCACCCCCACAAACACAAAAAGAAGUUCGAGGAUUCCUGGGAAGAUUAAACUAUAUUGCCCGAUUUAUUUCGCAAUUAACCGAGAAGUGUGACCCUAUUUUUCGCCUUCUCUGUAAAAAUAACCCAGGAGUAUGGAAUGAUGAUUGCCAAGGAGCUUUUGAAGCAAUAAAAGGAUAUUUAUCGAAUGCUCCAGUCUUAAUGCCACCAAUAUCAGGCAAACCAUUAAUCCUCUACUUGUCAAUCUUUGAGAAUUCAAUGGGGUGUGUAUUAGGGCAACAUGAUCAAAGAAAAAGAGAAAGAGCAAUCUAUUACCUCAGCAAAAAGUUCACUGAUUGUGAGGUAAGGUACUCGUCAAUAGAAAAGUUGUGUUGUGCUUUAGUUUGGACUACCCGAAGGCUCAGGCAGUAUAUGUUGUAUCACACUACUUGGCUGAUAUCUAAACUUGAUCCUCUGAAAUAUCUAAUGGGUGUACCUGCUUUAUCUGGAAGAUUGGCUCGUUGGCAAAUCUUAUUGUCUGAAUUUGAUAUCCAAUAUGUAAGCCAAAAAGCAGUUAAAGGAAGUGUUGUGGCCGAUUUCAUUGCAAGUAGGGCUUCUGAAGAGUAUGAACCACUGAACUUUGAUUUUCCAGACGAAGAUUUAAUGGUUAUUUCAAAUGAGGAGGUAGUUUCCUCUAAUAAUGAACAGUGGAAGAUGAAUUUCGAUGGUGCCUCGAAUGCCUUGGGGCACGGGAUUGGGGCAAUUCUCGUCUCACCUGGUGGAAAACACUAUCCUUUCACCAGCCGAUUGAAUUUUGAUUGCACAAAUAACAUGGCCGAGUAUGAAGCAUGUAUUCUGGGUCUUAGAGCAGCCAUUGAGCGUAAAGUGAAAACACUCAAAGUAUACGGGGAUUCAGCACUGGUAAUUUAUCAACUCAGAGGUGAAUGGGAAACAAAGGAUACGAAGUUGGUGGAAUACCGUAAGUUGGUCCUAGAGCUCAUUAAAGAAUUCGAGAGAGUGACAUUCCAUUACCUUCCCAGAGAAGAGAAUCAAAUGGCGGAUGCUCUGGCCACUUUGUACAUGCAAAGCAAACAAAGGGUUGCUAAUUUCAUUGACAGAAUAGAGGAGCCGAAGAAGGAUUCGGAUAAACUUGUGUGGGAUCAGAUUCAGGUGAGGAGUCCAUCGGGUAACCCGCUUGUUCAUGGGUCGUCUUCCAGACCCGUUCCGAGGCUUCUCACGUGGGUUGCUAGAGAGGCGGCGACAUGA
Hibiscus syriacus is the source of this 4467-nucleotide messenger RNA. RefSeq lists its product as uncharacterized. Gene Ontology annotation, molecular function: nucleic acid binding; RNA-DNA hybrid ribonuclease activity. NCBI's taxonomy places the organism in Eukaryota, Viridiplantae, Streptophyta, Magnoliopsida, Malvales, Malvaceae. The record is from RefSeq and is a predicted model, not a curated record.